Messenger RNA from Corythoichthys intestinalis (scribbled pipefish), 2364 nucleotides. It is a transcript of the gene tmem169b, whose product is annotated as transmembrane protein 169b. Lineage: Eukaryota; Metazoa; Chordata; Actinopteri; Syngnathiformes; Syngnathidae. The transcript has 3 exons. The record is from RefSeq and is a predicted model, not a curated record. Bases 255 to 1166 code for a protein of 303 amino acids.
CCGCCCAUAAUAGCGCCUUGCUAGAGUAGGAGUCAUUUUUGCGUAACUCAUCUGUACACUCAAUGUGUGAUGUGUUCGCUGCCGCGAAGUGCAACCCAGAUAAAGGAUUUUAUUUUUAAUAUUGAAAAAUAUUACAGUUCUACCAAAUGCUGGUGCAGCUCCGCUAAGUUGCUUCCUGCCUGCAAUGCAAUGAGUGGACUGUAGUCCUCAUUCAGUAUCAUUGUCCUAUAGUUGACUAUAGGCCAGCUGAUAAGAUGACCCAGGUGGAGGAGUCUCAGACGGAGGGAGAAGGCAGCCCCCAGAUCAUGUCCCUCAGGUCAGAAUCGUCAGCAAACCACGUGGACGAUGGCGACGUGGGACCGUCCGUGAGGAGAAAAAGGAGGAGAAAGCGAGACCAGCGUCCUGAGUCAAUCAUUGUUUAUCGCUCCGAUGUGGAACGAGGGACCGGUGAAGACCAAGGAGGUGAAGAAGAGGGAGCAGAGAGGAGUACCGAGGAGGGAGCUAUGUUCCUCUGCACGCCCACAAACGAAGACGGUGGUUGGAGCCUUCCACCAGACAGCCGCUACGUAACCCUGACAGGCACUAUCACAAGAGGCAAGAAAAAAGGCCAGGUAGUGGACAUCCACGUGACCAUGACAGAAAAAGAGCUCCGCGAGCUGGCCAAGUCCAGGGAGCGGCUAGAUGCCGAGUGCGAAGCCGGUGAGGACCCUGAGCGGUCUUGUGGCCUAGGCGUAUGCAGGGGUCCUCAUGUCGUCCUAUGGAGCAUCUCUUGCGCUCCUGUGGUCUUCCUGCUCUCCUUCAUUACUUCCUUCUACUACGGCACCUUGACCUGGUAUAACGUCUUCCUGGUUUACAACGAAGAGCGGACGUUCUGGCACAAAAUCACCAUCUGCCCCUUCCUCAUCAUCUUUUACCCUGUGCUCAUCAUGCCUGUGGCUCUGUCCCUGGCACUCUACUCUGCCGUGGUGCAGGUGUCCUGGGCCUUCAGCAGGUGGUGGCAUGCCGUGAGGGACCUUGAGAAGGGAUUCUGUGGCUGGGCCUGCGGGAAGAUGGGACUGGAGGACUGCUCGCCAUACAGCAUCAUCGAGCUGCUGGACUCAGACACUGUCUCUAGCACACUGCAGAGUAAAGGCCCCAGGGAACUCGCCCAGACGUCGUCGGUCUGAAACUGGUCGGAGCCGGUUCUCAUGCCAGUUUGCUGAUCAAUUUUAUUAAAAAAGUGCAAUGGGGAAGACAGAAUGCUACAUUUGAUUAAUUCAUGCACAGUGAAAAUGUUUGCAUGCAAUACUGUGCAAAUGUCUUAUCAUGAUCAUUCCAUUUAUACCACACCAUUUCCACAAUAACUAUCAAAAUAAUAUAUCAAGAUAUCUUUAAUAAUAUAUCUUAUUUUAUACAUACAUAGUAAAAGUUAUUUUUUUCAAUGUAUUAUUUAGAUUUACAUUGAUUUUAACAACUGGAAUAUUCUGUUUACACUACAGUGGACUUUGUGGUUUUUGGGGGAUAAAAUCCAUGAGUAAUUGAUAUGUAAAUAAUCCAGGUAUCUGGUGUAAACUCAACAAAUAAACUGUGGUUACUGUGAAAAGUGGGAUUUGUUUAAAAAAAGAAAAAAUCUCUGAAUAUGCACAUUCUUUACAAAUUUCUGUGCCUAUCUGUUACGAUGUCAUAACCUAAAAGGGUUGUUGUAACCCAAUACUUUUGCACAGCAUUGUAUAUACCACAUAUACACUAAACAGAUGCACACACACACAGGUCUCUGAUUCACAAUUGUUUUGUGAAAAACUGUAAAUUGUGUGUUGACAUGUAAGUUUAGCUAACUUUCUGUACCCCUUCAAUUCUCUUUUUUUUCUGCUCACCCAAAAUGUGCUUCAGUAACCUUCAAUUUUUUUAUAUACGCAAUUUUUUCACAUCACUGUCCGCUGUUCUUCUACAUUUUAAAAUUCCACAGGACAUCUUAUCUCAGUGGUCAGUCUAAUCAAAUAUUAAGCAAGCUGUCUGUUAUCUUGAACUUUUUCAUGUUCGUAUGUUCAUUGUGAUUUCAAUUCUCCUAGUGAGAAUCAUUUUUUUUGUUCAACUUUGUUCUUUUUUAUGUUUGUUUAAUUUAUUGUAAUACACGUAAGUGUAGGUAUAAAUGUGUCAGUUAUUUAUUUUCUACUGCCAUUUUUUUGUAAAGAAAAAAUAUUUGUUAGGAUUUGAACAUUGCACACUUGUAUAAUAAAUAUGACCUUCCAAAAUGUUUAACAGUUGAUGUAGGCAGUUUUUCAAGGUGGAGCUUCUUGCAUUCUGUGUCAUGUGAGAUAACCUUACGGAUGUAAACAGAUUCCAAAAAUAAAAUGAGAAAGUUGUUGCAUGACAACACUGUGACUA